GGGCAUCGCACACAUGUUGGGCCCCUGUACUUGUUCGACUCAAUCCUCUACCAGUUUCUGAUAGCAUCUGCUUCUCCGACAUUGUUGAUGCUCCAGGACAAACCCUUGCUGAUAUAGCUGGUGGGUGACUCAGCCUGCCCCUGCCGCACCUACUUCCAAUACGCGUCCUUCGCUCCUCCGUCCUCAGUCGUCCAGCUUCUGUUUGCCGCUCAGUUUCGCCAUUUCCCGUCGCUUUUCUGGGAAUUGUUCGGAAGCCACUGUCCGGAAGCCAAACUGCCCAAAUUCCCUCGACGAACUUCAUCCAAGGGAAAAAUCUCCAGCGAACAGCGAAUUGUUUUCUCAGGAUCCCCGCAAGAGCAAAUGCUCCAUCAGCGAAGCCUCAUCCUAUAACCACAAUUCCUAAUCUCGGAAGCCGAUCAUUAUGGUGCUCUGGGUCUCAUCAGCGUCGCAGCACACGGCAGCGGUGACGCCAUGCUCCGCACAGCAGGUCGAAUUAUGGCAGCCCGCCGAAUGCGGUACUUCGAGUACCGAGGACCAUAUUUCCGACGAGGAGGUUGUGGAAAUGGCGUCGUUGCUUCUCCAGUGCGAGUCUGAUUUCAUGGGAUCCCUCGGCGAUUCCCUGAUUGACUCAGCUAAAGUGCCUUCGCUUCGCGGAGAUAAGCGGCAGCGAGAGGACGAGUCAACUGCGCAGGCUCCGAGCCUAAUCCAGAGUCUGCAUGCGGAUCGGAUCCUAAUCCAGUCGUGUAACGUGAACGUAGAGGACCUCUUAGGCGCGGACAACAGCUCGCUCGAAAGCCUUCAGGAAACAAUUGACUUCCAAAUCGAAGGCGCGGCGAUUAACGACGCUCCGCCGGAGGCUGCAGCAGCGGCGGCGGCGGCGGCGGCGGCGGCGGCACCUGCUCUGAGGGCGAAGAGCGAGGGCGAAGUGGACGUUAACGGGGACGUUGACGGGUUAAUUCCUGCGGCUACUGACGGGUUUGAGACGCCGUUGACGCCGUCGUCGUCGCGCCGAUUGGUUCUGCCGCAGCUGUCCCCCCAACCAGCGCUGCUCCACAUGCCGCAGCUAUCGUGUUCAGCCACGUGGCAAGGCGCCAGGAGCGCCGGUGCCUUUAGCGAGCCCGAAUCGAAGCGGUUCAAAGGGCAAACCGGUGAUUGUUAUCCCCGCCACCACCAGGCGUGCUGCGCGCCGAUUUAUCCGCUGAGUUGCGUCCCAAGCUGCCGGCAGACUUGCGCGCCGAGCUGUGCCCCGAGCUGGGCACCGAGCAGCGGCCAGGCAUCCGCGCUGAGCGUCGAGCCGAGCUGCGGGCAGCACGAGAUGGCGGUGCCUAUAGCGAGACAGCCGGCGGUGGCGGAGUGCCUCAAGGUUGAGCUUCUAUCGGAGACUCGCAGCGCUACUAUGGGCCCCGGCGAGGUGUACCAUAACCCUGACGAAGCUUCGACGAUUGCUCCUGGCGGCAGCUGGGGCUCGGGGGCGGAUUUUCCCAGCCAGCAGCAGCAGCCGGCGCCGGCGCCGCUGCAUGAUGCUGCGGCGGCGGAGGAAGGCGGCUGUUUCUACGGCCGCAGUACCGGCGGCUGCGACGGAGCGACGCCGCCGACGAGGCGCUGCUCGACCAAGCCGCGGCGAUCGAAUAGAAGGGCGGACUUGGCCGCUCGCGGCGCCGCAAUCCGAGGGGCGGCUGCUUCCGCUCAUUCCGCUGCCGUUUUGCCGCGCCCGACCUACUCGGCCCUUAGGUUCGGCGAGCCGGGGUACCCUGCGGAAUACCGUGGCGCGUUUCGCGACAAUGUGAUGUCGCUCGCUGCUGACGUCAUGCAACGCGAACCCGAGGGUGUCGAGGGUCAUCCGACGUGGAGCCUUCUUCUUACCGUCACUCGCGCCGAGGCAUUUGCGCAGCCGCCACUGGCGCUCGCCGCGGACCCAAUCUCCCCCUCCGCCUCCGCUUCCCCUUCCGCUUCCGCGUGCGCUAUCGGCCCGCCUCCUCCUGCCACUCCGCGCGCUCAAGUCCGCGGGGGUGGUGGCUCCGCGCUAGACCCAAAUUCGGAAGCCAACGCGGGGGUCCCCGCGACGGACGCGCUGUGCGUGAGCGCGGGACCUGCGGAGCUGGCGCCGCUUCAUGGGGCGGCGCAGCAGCAGGCGCAGCUUCAGGGGGGCACGCAUCCCGCGCAUCCGGCGCAGCAAGUGCUGCUGCCGCUGCUGCUGGUGGCGGAAGGGACGGUGGGGUCCGCCAAUCCGCACUGCGACCACUGCAGGAGCUCGGGUUGGUGCCAUCACCCCAUCGCGUCCCACAAGUACCACUUGAUCAUUCCAGUCAAGAACCCGCACUCGCACCCGCGCGCCGAGUCACAGGUUCUCACAGCCGCACCCAAUAGCAUCAGUCCACGUCACACCCGGAGCACCACCAAUAACACCACCACCAACGCCAACACCAACACCAGCACCAGCGCUCACCACAACUCGUCCUCCCACCACCAUCACUGUAGCAUCACUGCCGCCGCCUGCCGCUCGCUCUCCCUCACCUCCCCCGCGCACCUCCUGCACGGGGUCAUCCACUCCAACGGAUUCGGCCACCUCGUGACGCUCAACGGCCGUGCGGCCGGCUCGCACGUGCUUUCUGGGCGGCAGCUAAUGCAGCUAUGGGACAACAUCUGCCACAUGCUGCGCGCCAGGGUGGUGAGCGUGGAGGACCUCUCACACAAGCUCUCCUUCUCCUCCGACUAUCGCCUCCUGCACUCAGUCGCCUUCUCGCACUCCUGGUUCGCCCGCUGGGGCUACAGCUUCGCCCACGGGGCGUUUGGCAUCACGCAGGACCGCUACAGCCGGGCCGUGGAGCGUGUGGCCGGCACACGCCUGCUGCCCCUGCUGCAGCACCUGAGGGGGAUCAACACGGGGAUCGCGUCCCGGGUGGCGGCGGUUAUCGCUAAGUACCAGGCGCACGUGCUUGCCAAGUGCCAGGCCCCGGCUGAGUGCCAGUUGCAGGCUAAGUGUGGGAAGCUGCUGCUUCCUGGUACUGGUGUGGCUGCAGGCUGGGCAGGAGAGGGAGCAGGAGAGGGAGCAGGCGCAGGAGAGGGAGAAGGGUACGGGGUUUAUCAUGACCGUCAUGCCCCCCAUCCUGCGCCUCCCAACCUGACCCUUCAGCACCUCUUCUCCUCCCUCCUCGCCUUCCGCUCCUCCCUCCCGCUCCCCCUGCACCACCAACACCACUACUUCCCCCACCUCCUCCACUCCUCCUCUCUCCCGCCCCCCAUCGCUCCUUCUACUCCGGCUACUCCGGCUACUCCUGCUACCACCGCCGCUGCAGCAACACCUUUCUCCGCCGCCCUCCCCUCCCCCUCCUCCUCCCGCUCCCCCCUCCUCUCCUUCUCGGCUCGUCGCCUCGUCCCCCCUCCCCCCUCACCCUCCCACCCCUCUUCCCGCCCCUCCAACCAAUCAUGGCACGCCAGCUGACCGGGGAGCCCAGCCCUAGCUCUGCCUCGUGCUUGUCCGACGAGCUGUCGCCACGUCAGCAUCGGCAUCUGCUGCGUCAGCAGCAGCAGCAGGCCAUGCCAUCCCCGAUUCCACCAACCAGCUAUCAACAAGUGGACGUUCCACCUUCCCCCAGCAUUAUCACUCCCUCUACAGUCACUCCCUCUACAGUCACUCCCUCGACAGCCACUCCCAGGAGCAAGCAGUUCCUUCCGUUCCUAGACAGUCCAAUCGGCAACCCUGCAACACCAGCAGCACCAGCAGCCGCACCAGCAGCAGAGUACCAUCGGCGGCAGCUGAGCAGCGAGCCCAUCAUCAUCAGCCCACUGCCCGCGGACUCCCCCUCCUGCCGCUGGUCCGCCAAGCGCCUGCACCUCGCCCAGGAGGUCAUCGUCGACGUGCUCUCCCUCCGCCCCGGCGCCUGGCUGCCCCGCCACGAGGUUCGGGAGGCGGCUCGGCAGAGGAUCGGCGACACGGGGCUGCUGGACUUCGUGCUCAAGUCGCUGGGGAACCGGCUGGUGGGGGAUGUGGUGGUGAGAAGGGCGAUUAACCCGCUUAGCAAAGUGCUGGAGUUUAGCCUGGAGCCCCUGCAGCGGGAGAGUGGGGCAAGCGGUGGGGAAAAGGGUGGGGAAAGGCGAGGGGAGGGAAACGGAGGAGAGGGAGUGACUGGGGAGAGGCAAGGUGGUGAGGGCAGGGGGGAGGUGGAGGUAGCGAGUCCUGGAGGCAAUCAAAGGCGAUGGUCGCCCGAGCCCGUUCGGAGGGGCUCGUGCUUGGGCAACAACCCUCGGAAGGAGGAAGUCACUGCAACAGCAGCAGCAGCAGCAGGAGGAGCAGGAGCAGGAACAGGAGCAGGAGGAGGAGGAGCAGCAGCAGCAGCGGCUGUGAGUCCUGCUGUGUUGACUUCAGCGCCCAUCACCAGGGCUGAUGUGACUCGAGAUGUUGAGUUCCUUUACAAGCACCUGCUGCUCACAGUCACAUCCGCACAUGGUCACUGCCACCAGACUCACAAGCAGCACCAGCAGCAGCACCAGCAGCAGCUGCAGCAGCGGGUGUGUCAGGCAGAGUCACAUCCGGGUUUCUCCCUCUCAACCUUUUCUGAAGCUGUGCAAAUCAUACUCGAUACAAAGCAAUUCUUCAAGGAUUACAAGGGCGAGCUGACCAGGGAGCAAGCAGCCGCAGUGGCAGCUACAGAGACAGCUGCAAGUGAAUUCGAAGACGGGACAAUUCGAGUGCUCUGCAGCAUCAAUGCAAGGGACGCGGACACCACUCGCAACUGGCCUAUCCCCCCUCCGGAGAUGGUAACCCUACCCCCCGAUGCCACCGUGGCGGAUCUCAAGGCUGCUGCCUGCCGAGCCUUCUCCCGAACCUACCCUGUGGCUCGGCACAUGCAGAUCUCGGGCCUGCCUGCUGACCUCACAGACCUAGACGAGGACGAUCUUCUCUUCGGCACUCUGGACUCGGGCGCCUCUCUGCUGCUCGCCAUCUCCAACCUGGACCCCCGCAGCGAGUGGCGCUACGAGGGCGGCUGCGACGCGUGGGCCGUGCGGUGCGCGUGCGGGGCGAGGGACGACGACGGCGAGCGCAUGAUCGCAUGCGACACGUGCGGCGUGUGGCAGCACACGCGGUGCAGAGGGAUUGGGGACGCUGCGCCGGCCCCCAUGAGCUUCUUCUGCUCUGGAUGCCGAGAGGGGGAGGGAGAGAAGAUGGUGCACGGGAAGCAGGUGACGAAGGAACAGCAGCAGCUGCAGCUGCAGCAGCAGCAGCAGCGGGAGUGGCAGCUGCAGCAGCAGCAACACUACCAGCAGCAGGAGCAGCCACAGCGGGAGGGGAAGCCUGCUCUGGCCCGAGCAAGCACCAUGCAAACCAGCGGCAGCAGCCUGCGCGUUUCCCCACCCUCCACUCUCUCCUGCCUCGGCCAAACCGGCUACUCAGGCUCGGCAAGCAGCCUCGGCAGCCCGCGCCUGUGCCUGCCCCCACUGCCUCUGCUGCGGUCUCUAAGCCAUGCUGGGAGCAUCACUGGGCAGAGCAAGGGGGCGGGGGAGAGGGAGAGGACUGGAAAAGGCAAGAGUGACUUGGAUUCAAGUAAAGUUGCUGCCAACACGCCAAGCCAUGCUGGUGGUUUCACUGGGCAGGGCCAGGGUGUGGGGGAGAAACGGAGGAGAGAAGGGGAGAGGGAGGGGGGCUCCAGUGAAGGUUUUUUGGGAGCUUUGAACGCUGUGAGGAGGGAGAAGAGGAUGAGGAGGGCGGGGAAGGGGGAGGGUGAGCGUCAGGGAGACUCAGCCUAAGAGAGGAGUGCAGGAGGGGGGAUGAUUCGCAUGAGGAUAGCUGUUUUGAAGAGGAGAGAAAGGCAUGAGGGGAAGGAUAGUGCAUGGAAGAGAGAACAGGACCUAACUGCUAAGGGAAUAAAGAGGGCGUGCCUCAGAAGAGGCCUCUUCUGGGUGUGCUGGGUUGCGCCUGGCAUCUCCUCUGUAUAGUUUUGGAAUACCCUAUUGCUUGUAUAUUAUCUUUCUGCUAUGUUUUGCUUUCUUUUCGCUUUAAAAUAUAGCCGCAUGUAGUGGCAUAAACCCGUACUGUAGUGUGGUUGCAUAUCUA
Closterium sp. NIES-67 is the source of this 6052-nucleotide messenger RNA. Lineage: Eukaryota; Viridiplantae; Streptophyta; Zygnematophyceae; Desmidiales; Closteriaceae. The record is from the annotation of a GenBank genome assembly.